Messenger RNA from Ostertagia ostertagi, 540 nucleotides. Lineage: Eukaryota; Metazoa; Nematoda; Chromadorea; Rhabditida; Trichostrongylidae. The record is from the annotation of a GenBank genome assembly.
AUGUCAGAAAACACGAGGCUGGUUUUCUUCACAAAUUCGCCAACUGCUGCCAAUUUCACUACAACCACUUCAUCUCCAGCGGCUCCGGAUCCACGAGAUGUUAUAAGAAAUGAGGUACAAAAGGCCAUCGAUCGAUUGGAAGGUCGUGGCGAAGACGUCGUGAAGCCGUCUCCGUUAGUGAACACGGAUGAGACCAAGGAUGAGAUGAUCUUCGAGCCGUCAUUUGAAACUCAAAUGAUGCGUUACCUCCUCUAUGCAGCUCCAGGAUUUGGUUGUCUCAUCGGCCUGAUUCCUGCCAUUUUUCUGGUGCGAUGUUGUGGGUCUCGUGGAACGUUGUCAGCAGCAUUGGUAAUGUCUGCGAUCCUCACAGCAAUGCUCCCAAUCCUGUCUCAAUUCGGAUUUCUGGCGUUGUUUCCUCUUCGCCUGCUGAUUGGUGUCAGUUUUGCACCCGCAUUACCUGUUGCUGGGGCGAUUUGUGCCAGUUGGGGAUGCCUGAACGAACAGCUUCUUUUCAUCGGAACCGUCUUCGCCUUCAUACAU